AUGCAACCUCAAACUUCAGAUACGUUUCCCUCUCACUCUGGCAGUGACCCAAUUUCCUGUUAUGACCCAGCAUUUUACUACAGCAGGCCCUUUUGCAUUGACUCUGAAAGCAACCCAACAUCAAAACAAGAAAACAACCCUGACCUUCCUCCUUCGUCCUUUUUUCACUUUUCUUCUCCUUCCUUUGAAGAUACUCAAAUUUUCCUCGAACAACACCAUGAUUUCCUCCUUCAGUUUCACCAUCAACCUCUGCCUCAUGAGCCCGAGCCUCAACCAGUUAAUAUUUCCAUGGAGGCUUCUUCUAAAAAGAGUGAUCAGAUCCCGAGAAAAAGACCCGGCAAGAGAGAUAGGCACAGCAAGAUCAACACCGCAAGAGGACUGAGGGAUAGGAGAAUGAGACUUUCCCUUGAUGUUGCCAAGAGGUUUUUCGGCUUGCAAGAUAUGCUAGGCUUUGACAAAGCUAGCAAAACCGUGGAGUGGUUACUGAACCAAGCAAAAGUUGAAAUCCAGCGUCUAGCGAAAGAGAAAAAGAAGCAGAAGAAGAAUGGUCACCACAGUUGUAGCAGUGCUAGUUCGGAAUGUGAAGAAGGUGUGUCUAGUCUUGAUGAGGUUCUAGUGAGUGGAGAUCAAGAACAAGAAGGAGAAGAGAGAGUAGACAAAGUUCUGAAGAGAAGGGUCAAGCAUUCUAGGAAGAUCAGUGCAUUCCAUCCUCUUGCAAAGGAGUGCAGGGAAAGGGCAAGAGAAAGGGCACGCGAGAGGACAAGAGAAAAGAUGAGAAGUCGUGGCUUAGCUGAAGAAUCAAAAGAAUGUGGAGAGGAAAGAAAUCAAAAUCUGAUCCAAUUGAGUUCUUGGAACCCCUCUGAAGCUGGAGAAGAAUCUGGUACCAAGAGCCAUACUGUGCAUCCUUCCUUGGACGUGAUAACUGAUGAGGUUAAGGAACAUAGCUACCACACAAAGGAGCAUGGCGAUGAUUCUUUGGUUAUUUUGAGCAAAUGGAGCCCCUCCUUGAUCUUCGAUAACUAUGGAUUCUCUCAAGAAGUAAGUCUCCAAUUGGGGUUUCGUAGAUAA
Messenger RNA from Sphenostylis stenocarpa, 1068 nucleotides. The record is from the annotation of a GenBank genome assembly. NCBI's taxonomy places the organism in Eukaryota, Viridiplantae, Streptophyta, Magnoliopsida, Fabales, Fabaceae.